Vitis vinifera (wine grape) is the source of this 1876-nucleotide messenger RNA. Its product is annotated as BRCT domain-containing protein At4g02110. The transcript has 8 exons. The coding region runs from base 186 to 1718 and encodes 510 amino acids. Gene Ontology annotation, molecular function: metal ion binding. The record is from RefSeq and is a predicted model, not a curated record. Lineage: Eukaryota; Viridiplantae; Streptophyta; Magnoliopsida; Vitales; Vitaceae.
AAACGACGUCGUAUUGUCAUCUCAAAAGGAAAAACUCCUCGCUGUGGCGCUGUGCACAGCUCUCUGGUUCCCUAGCAUCGUCCUUUACAAAUUCAAAAUUCUCAAUUUCCCGGCAAGACUCACUCUUUCGCCAAUGGAAUACCAAUCUCAAGUCACCAAAUAUAGGGUUCGGGUCCGUUUGGCCGAUGAAAAAUCGUAGCACUGAAAUGAAUACUCGGAACCAUAUGGGAGUUGGGGUUUUCUCGAAUGUUGUGAGAUUCAGAGAAUCUGAAGAAUCUGCUAUUCAAGGCAUGGAAUCUAUUAUUGCUACUGUCAGCGGCUACCAUGGCGUGGAGCGGUCCAACCUCAUUAAGUUGAUAUCACAGACCGGUGCAAAAUAUGUUGGAACAAUGUCAAGAUCGAUUACACAUUUAGUAUGUUGGAAAUUUGAAGGAAGGAAAUACAGUCUUGCUAAGAAGUUUAAGACAUUGAUUGUUAACCACAGGUGGUUUGAAGAUUGCAUCAAGGCGGGGAAGCGCCUUCCAGAGAACUCUUAUCUCCUGCAGAGUGGGCAAGAAGUGGGGCCAUUAUCAUUAGAAGUUCCACUGGUUUCUGAGAAGGCAAAUCCUCUGACUAAGAAGAAUGGUAGAGCACAUUCUGUCCGAGGCAGUGCUUGUGAUAUCUCUAAAGAACUGUGGGUUGAUAAGGGGUGGGGAGGUGCUGAUGAUGCUGUUUGGAUUGACUCUUUUUUGCUAAAUGAGCAUGAAGAAUCAAGUUUUCGUUCCCACCGACAUUCUGUAAGGCAGAAAAGGAGUAAUUGCAAUUAUAUCUACAGCAGUACUUCAUCUGAACCUUCUCGUAAAGGUCGGAGGCUUGUUAAAAAGAAUGCCAGUAGAGAUAUGUUGGAGUCUUUGCUUUCUGACUCUGAUAAAGAAUGCAACCUAAUUACAGCUCGUAACAGACGAAGUAAUCUUGGGCCUCCGCCUAACUGUUCAGAUGGUGUCAGGGAUGAGAGUACUUCGACAAUUAGAAGAUUAACAUCCGAUGAUGGGUUUUAUGACCAUGGUAGUCAUAGAGAUGGAACUUUGGAAGAUGUUGAAGAGAUAAGAGAUUUGAACCACAGUCUUGCUUCUAAGGAUUCAAAAUUGCAUGGUGAGAAAUUAUCAACUGUUCCAGAAAGAACAUCUCAGGAUGAGGGUUUUGAUAUUGAGGAUAACAUAAAUAGUGAAAUCAAAGACGGGGAUCGGAUUCGACAAAUGAUCCCUACUUCAGCAAAUUUAUCAUGUGUAAUAUGCUGGACAGAAUUCUCUUCAACCAGAGGUGUCUUGCCCUGUGGACAUCGCUUCUGCUACUCUUGUAUCCAAAGCUGGGCUGACCACAUGGCUUCAAGGAGAAAGACUGCGACAUGCCCUUUGUGCAAGGCUAGUUUUGUGAGCAUCACAAAAGUGGAUGAUGCUGCUUAUUCUGAUCAGAAAAUAUACUCACAAACUAUUCCGUAUGCCCCAUCAACAUCAGAUAUUCUCAUCCUUGCUGAUCAAGAAUCUCCCAGUUUUGGAGCCCAGUCCUCACGACUACCAGUUUGUUGUGAAUGCCGUUGCCGAGAACCUGAGGAUCUUCUUGUAAGCUGCCAUCUUUGCAGGAUACGAUGCGUUCAUUCGUAUUGCUUGGACCCCCCCUUGUUGCCAUGGACAUGCAUUCACUGCAAGGAUCUCCGAAUGCUCUACCAUCACUUCCAUUAGCAUGCAUGCAUUUAAAUUGAUGUAUCCUAUCACAAAUGUGGUGAUAUUUUUGUAAAACAUACACUGAUUUUCAAAAGCAUUCGAGCUUGAAAACCUUAUGCUGAUCAUAUCGCUUCCGAUUCAUAUUUCUAAUGUAUGAACUGUGCCCCUUGAUAUCA